AUGUCUGGACGGGGCAAGGGCGGGAAAGGCCUGGGAAAAGGGGGCGCUAAGCGCCACCGCAAGGUUCUGCGCGAUAAUAUCCAGGGCAUCACCAAGCCCGCCAUUCGCCGUCUGGCCCGGCGUGGCGGUGUGAAGCGCAUCUCUGGUCUCAUCUACGAAGAGACCCGCGGGGUGCUGAAGGUGUUUCUGGAAAACGUAAUCCGGGACGCUGUCACCUACACCGAGCACGCCAAGCGCAAGACUGUUACCGCCAUGGACGUAGUCUAUGCGCUCAAGCGCCAGGGACGCAAUCUGCCACGGGCCCUGAGGGUUCUUACUGGGAGGAGCAGAGUGGCGCAGCGGAAGCGUUGUGGGGAGAAAUACACCAGAGGCAAAGCAGUUCGGAAGCAAGUACCUGACCAGGCGGCCUGCGAGAGCGCGCCGGCCACGGGCGGCGUGAAGAAGCCACACCGCUACCAGCCCGGCACGGUGGCCCUGCGCGAGAUCCGCCGCUACCAGAAGUCCACGGAACUGCUGAUCCGCAAGCUGCCGUUCCAGCGCCUGGUGCGCGAGAUCGCGCAGGACUUCAAGACAGACCUGCACUUCCAGAGCUCGGCCGUGAUGGCGCUGCAGGAGGCGUGCGAGGCCUACCUGGUGGGGCUCUUCGAGGACACCAACCUGUGUGCCAUUCACGCCAAGAUGUCUGGACGUGGUAAGGGGGGGAAAGGUUUGGGGAAAGGGGGCGCCAAGCGCCACCGCAAAGUCCUGCGCGAUAAUAUCCAAGGCAUUACCAAACCCGCCAUCCGCCGCCUGGCCCGACGUGGAGGUGUCAAGCGCAUCUCUGGUCUCAUCUACGAGGAGACCCGUGGGGUGCUGAAGGUGUUCUUGGAGAACGUGAUCCGGGACGCCGUCACCUACACCGAGCACGCCAAGCGCAAGACGGUCACGGCCAUGGACGUAGUGUACGCGCUUAAGCGCCAAGGACGCACCCUCUAUGGCUUCGGCGGCUAA
This is a messenger RNA of Mesoplodon densirostris (Blainville's beaked whale), 990 nucleotides long. RefSeq names its product histone H4. Lineage: Eukaryota; Metazoa; Chordata; Mammalia; Artiodactyla; Ziphiidae. Gene Ontology annotation, molecular function: protein heterodimerization activity; structural constituent of chromatin; DNA binding. The coding region runs from base 1 to 990 and encodes 329 amino acids. The transcript has 6 exons. The record is from RefSeq and is a predicted model, not a curated record. Gene Ontology annotation, cellular component: nucleosome. Gene Ontology annotation, biological process: nucleosome assembly.